AACCCACCAGUGGCUGCCCUACGUUUCACACGAUCGCCGUCGCAACAGAACAGGUUCGAAAUGGUCAAGGGAACGAGAGCGACCAUGCAUCAUGCAAGCUAGGGUUGAAAGCCACGAGAGAAUCAGCUCGCAGAGUUGCAGCUGGAGGAGUGGUUGAAACAUCGAUGGCUGCGCAAUGGCGGUGACGCACGUAGCUAUUUGGAAGCUCUGCUAGCGAGCGGCAUACAUUCUCCUUGAGAACAGUUGAUGGCAGGUGGUGGUCAGGGGCAAAUCCGAAGGGCGCAGUGUAUGACCUGUGAAAGAACGCAAGGUCCAAAAGCGACCUUAUUGACUGCACCUGCAAACCAGCAGAAAAUCAUCUAGAGCACUUUCCUCGUGCUUUUCCUGAUCAGGAUUCCCUAUCUAAGCAGUCUGAUGCACAUCAAAGGGGGGCCUAGCACCUUGCGGUGCAUUACCAAAAGUUUCCUUUGUAGCUAGUGAGCUGGCUCCCAGCUGCAAAACCCCUCAGCAUAAUGCACCUCUCCGCUGUGUCUUGUCUUGGGGUUGGGGCCCUCACAUAUUCCAUCUCCCCAGCAUGGCUCCUUUUUGGAGCUCUGUUUGCCACCCUGUGGGACCAUUUUAGGAGUCCGGCGGCAGGCCAAACCCUACUCACUUUAAUCUUCCCCUUUGUUAGCUGGCUAUCUUUUCGGCUCAGUCUGAUCCUCGCCUUGCUGGUACACGAAUGGGCCCACCUAUUGGCGAGACUCCUCCUCCAAAGCAGAAGCUGUCUUCCUGCUGACGUUGGUGAAGCUCCGAAGCGCACAGCUGACGUCAGAAGCGCCGAUUGGCGCGCCAACGUGAACCUCCGGGACUGGUGUCAGUGCUUGCUGCCAUGGCGGCCCAUGCCGCGAGGCAUGACACCACACGUUUGUGGUCCCAGCUCAACCAGAUCAGGGGGUUCUGCUCAAGGGGGCUGGAGGGACGCCUGCGUGCGCGGGUUUGGGUGGCUUGCAAGCGCUGUGUUCUGUGUUGGAAGCUGGAGCGUGAGAGGGUCGCUGGGGCCAGUGGGCGAUUCCUUGCAGGAAGAGCUGUUUCAGGCCUGUUCCAUUGUCCUGCUCUGCUCCACCCUAACGGACCUGUGCGAGAUGCUGGGGCUGGCGCCGUCAAAGGCGGGCGUCUACCGCUGCGGCAACUUUGGGCUGCUUGUGGCAGGCGCAGUGGAGGGUGCCCGCUCCCGGGGGCUUGACUGCCUCCGCGUGUUGCAAGAUAUGGCUGCUAUUUCCACGCAGCGUGGCGGCCAGUCUGGGGGACUGGUGACGUUGAUCCAGUCGGAGGGGGGCCAAGUAAAGGGGCUGCGCGAGCGGGUGUGCCCAACCAAGCGCCAACACCUGGCCGUGCUGCUGGCGGCACGUUUCCGGCGGAAGCUGGGCUGGGCCAGCCUGUGGCAGUGGCUGCGCCGUCUGCUGCUCUGGUGGCGACCGACCGGGAAGAGCGCCCCGGGCGCUGGCCCCAGUGUGCGCCUCUUCCUGGGCCACACCCGGUUCGCCACGUCGAGCAUCCCUAGCGUGCGCGAGAGCCACCCCCACCAGUGGACCCCCACUUUCCGUUGCAACAUGUGGCGCCAGGGCCGGGGCAUGCAGGCGGAGCAAGUCGGCAUUUACAUCACGCACAACGGAGACUUUGAGUUCUGGUCGCUCUUCGGACGUGACCGGACGCACACGGAGAUGGGUUUCUGGCUGCAGCGCGUCCUGGACUGCCCCCAGUCGGCGCACUGCGACAGCGUCAUGAUCGGGGGCCUCGUGGAGCUGCUGCGCACACAGGGCCUCUGGAUGCACUCACUGCGCCUCGCCUACCACCAGACGGUGACGCACUCCUUCGAAGAGGUGUUCGAUUACGGCCUGCCGAGCGACCCCGCGACCGCCAACGCGGCGCCCACGCGCGCCACGCUGGACGUGCUCGCGCGCAUCGCGGAGGCCGCCUUCCUGCGCUUCCUCGACCAAGCAUCUCCAGGACCAGAGAGUCACCAGAGCGGACGUGUGCACGGGGAACAGGAGAGACGCGCCGGCGCCGGUCCGCACAGCAUUGAGUGGACCGAAGAAAGCAUGGAGAACUUAUCCCAGGCCCUGAAGGCGGCGCUGUUGAGCGAGGCGCCGGCGCUGCUGCAGAAGAACGCCCCCGAAGGGUUCCGCACCCUGAUCGAGGACCUGCAGGUCGGGCGUGGGGAGGCGUUCUUGGAGCUGCUUGCGCGGCAGGCCGUUGUCAACUUCCUGCACAACGACCUGCACUGGGCCGUCAAGAAGUUCCUCGCCAAUGCAAAAGGCUCGUUCGGGCUAGCUGUGUGCUGCACCCUGGACCCCGACCGUGUCGUCUUGGCUGCCCUGAACCAGCCGCUGUCCGUGGGGCUGGCACCCGAGCAGCGCGCGGUGCUCUACUCAUCAGAGGCGCAGUCUCUCAAGACGUCCCUCUCGAAGCCGGGCGCGAAUGGACCAGUGGAAACAGUGGCGUGGCGCGUAGAUCUGAACGAGGCAGACGGCGAGGUUCUGGAGAUCAGGCUGACGUCAGGGGGCGGAACGCCGGGUCAGCCACCGAGCCAACACUCCACAGACGGGGAAGCUCGCAAUGGAAACCCAACGAGCGGGAGUCAGAAGGGACUGGUGGCCGAUCUGGAGGCCGGGAACGGGGGCGACCCGCUGAUCCAGCCGCUUCCGGAUGCCGAUUUUCUGACGCUGCGGCUCUACAGCCGGAGGCAGGACAAAGCGAUUUCUCAGUCCGAGUUCGAGGCCUCUCAGCGACUCGUACAAAUGGCAGGCAACCCGUACAUUACGUUCGACGACCCUGUGAUAGAGCAUGACCUGGUUGGAAACGACAUCCAGGACAUCCCUCGUGUUCUGGCGACCAUCCGCCGCGAGUGGACCACUGUGGGCAGUCUGAAUCAGCAGACAGCGGGCGCCCUCUUGGCGCUUCUCCAAGAAAAAGCGGCCAUGAUUGGGGACGCGCCAGGGGAUGGGAGCACGCGCAAGGAGAUCGACGUGUUGGUUACAGGCGUGGAGAGCAGCCUUUGGGUCGGGGAGCAGUUUGCGGCGGACCUGCAAAACUUCCUGCCCCAGUUGCGCGUCGUGCCCAUCUCGAGCAACAAGGUGAUCGGCGUACUGGGCAACGCCCGGGGCAAGAUUUCGACGGCCGGCUUUUCCUUCUGCCGCCUCACGAGCAGCCUGCGCAGCACCAUUGUGAUCGCCAUCAGCCAGUCGGGGCAGACGUUCCCGACCCUGCACGCCACGCGCAUUCUGCAGAGGGAGUGCCCGGGGCGCGUGUUCGUGGUGAGCGGUCUGCUGGACGGCAAAAUGUCGCAGGCGGUGGGUCAGCGACUGGAAGCCGGUGCGGCAUUCUGCCAGCGCGUGUUCUGGACCGGGGCCGGCUGGCGCGCCGCGGAACCUGCAAGUGUAUCCUCUGUCGCCGCCCACGCUACUCUGACGGAGCUUCUGCUCUUCUUGGGCGACCAAUUGAGGGCUACCGCCAAGCAGCACCGGGGUCCCGGGCCUCUUGGCCUCCGCCUCACGCGCAAUGACAUCAAGGACAUGGGCCGGGUGCGAGACGCCUUGGUUGACAGCACAGCCGGAACGCUGACUGGAUCAACCGCAAAGGGCGACCACAUCCCCUCUGCGCUGCACUCUGCGCUGGUCGCCCAAGGCCGCUGCUGGGGGCACCAUAUCAUAGAGACCCCCGUCGCAUGGAUGCUGUCAUCCAUCUACAUCUUCGCAACCGUCAUCUCGGGGUGGCCGCUCUUUACUGCAAUACGGCGCGGGAUCGGUGCAGGCGGGCCCGGCGGCGAGUUCCUGGUGUACUUUGCGCACGCCCUGGACGCGCUUUCUUACUGCUUCCUGCCUCUCGUGUUUUCGUACCUCCUCCGUGUGAUCCAAGGACGACAACUCUUGGCCCGCCUCGGGAAGAGGACGCUGGUGAUCGGAGACGUUCCUUACGUGCACCAGCUGCUGGAGGUGUAUGUCUCCAAGCUGUUCGCCCUGAGCUACAGCAUCGCCAGUAUUGACGUACACGGCAGCAACCCACUGGACCACCUCGUACACAGGUUCACCCAUCGCGUGGUGCGCGGCGUGUUGCUCGCCAUCGGGCGGCCGGACGGGCGGCUGUGCACGCAGACCAAGAGCGAGUCGUGGGUGCUCAUGGCGCUGCUGCAGUGCAAGUCCAUCAUCAACGGCGGCGCCGGCGCAGAGACUUUCACGGUCGGCCAUAACCCAUACCGCAACCCCAUGGUCAUGGACGCCUCCGUAAUCCUUCCGAGCAAGCGCCCCCAGUUCCUGUGCGAGAAGAUGAUCGGCGUGGAUGCUCACGAGCCGCUCGCGCGGCUGGCCAGCAUGGGCCACGUGGUUCGCGGGGAGGGCGCACACGAAGCCGGGUCCAAGUUCCACGACCUGGACGGGCGCACUGUCGGGGAGCAUCUGAUGCAGGAGGGAUCAGUGCAGCGCGCCCGUCGGCUUACGCUGUCUAUGCUCGCGCACGGUUCUCACCAGAUCGACUCGGUGGAAGCGGGCGACCCGGGGAACCGCGAGCAGAUCCUGUCCGCGAUGGAACUAGACGUGCGGCGAUUGUUGGACAGCCAGUCGCCUAUGGAAGAAUUCACCGAGAACCGCUUCCUCUCCCUCGAGCGCUACAUCGCAUUCCUGGUGACCUUCCACGCGAUGGCGCGAACCGUGGCCUCCCUGUGGCCCCUCCGCUUCGACGUGUCCCGCAGCCAGAGCUGCCUUCGCAUCGCCACGACCGCCGCGCCGGUUUCCGCCGCCGAUCUGGAGCGCGAGUGGCUCGAGAGCGCAACGGACCCGGACGAGGGCACCAUCCACGUGCGCACGUUGCGCAGGCGGCCCAGCUUUUCGGGUGCCGACCAAUACCCGGACCGCCACACGAUGCCCUCGGUCCGGGGAGCCGCCCCGCUCUUCGCUUCCGUCCUUUCCGGCUUCCGCCGCUCCCCUUCCGCCUCCAAGUCCCCGCUCCUCGAGGGCGGAUCCCAACGCGGGUCCUCCCAGCGCAAAACCAGCUUCGACCUCAAGGAUUUGUCUGCACGGGGGGGGAAGCACGCGGGCGCGGUUCUACCCCCCCUCCACAUUCAAGAUGUCUCCGUUAAGGGGGGCACGGCCCGGCUGAACGUUAGCCCCGGAAGUUCGUUGAGGGGGGGCAUGUUGGGGUUACCGAGCCCGGCGGUACACGCAGGGGGAUCCCUCCGGGGGGGGAACGCAGUUGCGGGGCUGGCCCUCUGGCAGGGGGGGUCCCGGAGGGGAAGCACCGGGGGCCUGAGUGUGUUGGACGUGUUGCGAGAAGGGGCCUCGGAAACGGCCCUCGGAAAGGAGGAGCGGAGCCCGAGAAGCGACCGGGAUAAGGAGUUGGCGGGAGCGGAGGGGCAGAGGGUGAGAAACGGACGAAGCGACGCGUUGCGUGCCAAUUAUGAAGACGGGGGUGCGACGAGUGACGACGCGCGCGAUGAUGGGGAGAGGGGGCCCGGACGGAGACGGAAGGGCAAGCCCGUGUUGGAUUCUUGAGUGAAUCGGCAUGUCACGAAGCGGCUGCCAUUUAAUUGGUUGCGAAACGGAGAAAUGCAAUUAUUGGGUUCCCAUAUUCUAAAAGGCUGAUAAUGAAUACUCUAGUAACUAACGAAGGCAGAUAAUCAUAUUGAAUGGAUCGGGCCAUUCUUCAAAGUACCAUCACCUAUCCAACAGAAUGCUAGACGGACAAGUAAGAGGUUUAAGGUGGAAGAAGCUACAUUCGACAUCGGAUCGAGACUUCAAGAGUUUCUCAGAUAUAUGCAACUGAAUCGACGCCUUCUUCGCGUAGGUUGACAUUAUAACCUUAGUAUACUCAAGUUGCGGAUAAGUUCAAUUCAAAGGAAUUGAACCAGGAAAACAAAAAGCAGCUCAAAGGACAAUCUAUUUCAAUUGUAAAAUCUGCAUUGUGACUCCUGAUUCCGACUCGUUUGAUGCAG
Molecule: messenger RNA, 5965 nt
Organism: Klebsormidium nitens
Lineage: Eukaryota; Viridiplantae; Streptophyta; Klebsormidiophyceae; Klebsormidiales; Klebsormidiaceae
Source: the annotation of a GenBank genome assembly